UUGAACGUCAUCGCGCUGGUGUCUGGCGGCAAAGACUCGUUCUUCUCGAUGCUGCACUGCGUCGCGAAUGGACACAACGUGGUCGCCCUGGCCAACCUCCACCCGCCGUCUACAGGCAGCGACAAUGAAGACAUCAACAGCUACAUGUACCAGACCGUGGGCCACGCUGUGAUACCGCUCUACGAGCAGGCGCUCGGGAUCCCGGUCUACCGGCAGGAAAUCACCGGCAGCGCAGUGAACUCGGAGCGCGACUACCGCACGCCGCAGGCGCAGCAGCAAGAGCAGGACGAGACCGAGGACCUCGUGCCGCUGCUGCGGAAAGCCAUGCUGGCGCACCCAGAGGCAAACGCCGUGUCGACGGGCGCCAUCCUGAGCACCUACCAGCGCACGCGGGUCGAGUCGGUGGCGCUGAGGCUCGGGCUCGCGCCGCUGAGCUACCUGUGGCAGUAUCCGCUGCUGCCGCCGUACUCGCAGAGCCAGCUGCUGCGCGAUAUGGCGGCGGUGGGGCAGCGGGCGAUUGUGAUCAAGACGGCAUCGGGCGGCCUGGACGAGCGCGUCUUGGGCUGGGAUGUCGCGGCGCCGAGCACGAUUGCGAAGCUGCAAAAGGCCAUGGCGAGGUUUGGCGAGGAGAGCAACGGGGCUGUGUUGGGCGAGGGGGGAGAGUACGAGACGCUGGCGCUGGACGGGCCGAGGCCGCUCUGGAAGAAGCGGAUCAGGAUCGAACCCGGUGCGGCGGGCGUCAGUGAGGCCGGGCAGUCGGUGUUGAAGAUGAGGGCGAGCGAGCUGGAAGAGAAGAGCGGGGAGGACGAGGGGAGAGCUGAGAUGCUGAGGAUCCCGGAUCUGUUUGAUGACGAGUUCAAGAGAGUUUUGGACGAGCUGGAAGCCAGCGACGACACGCCGUCGCUCAUCUCGGACGACACGCCAUCGGUCAUCUCGGACGACGCAACGCUGCUGAAUGAGCCAGUGGCUGCGACAGCGACAUUCGACCGUCUGCCCAGAAACGCAUCGACCGACACGCCAACCGUGUUUACGUAUUCCAACCUGUCCGACACAUGGCGCGCUUCCAUGCCCAGCGCCCCGUCCCCCUCGCGGCAGCUGACCAAGAUGCUGCUCCGCCUCGACCACGUGCUCAAGCAAUGGCACCUCUCCCGCGCGGACAUCAACCACUGCACGCUCCUGCUGCGGUGCAUGUCCGACUUUGGCGUGCUCAACCCAGUCUACGGGCAGUACUUCUCCGGCGUCAACCCGCCCGCGCGCGUCACCGUCUCGGUCGGCGACUGCAUGCCGGCCGGUGUGGACGUGAUGCUCAGCAUCACCAUGGACAAGGACGCGCGCGACCGCAAGGGCAAAGUCGUGCGCCCAGUCGAGCGCCAGGGCCUGCACGUGCAGGGCAGGAGCUACUGGGCGCCCGCGAACAUUGGACCGUACAGCCAGGCGGUUUCUGCGCAGCUGCCGUCGGAGUCUGGCGAAGCGAGCAGCGCGGGCCAAGUCGUCUACGUCGCGGGCCAGAUCCCGCUCGUGCCUGCGUCAAUGGACAUGUUCACGGCGCGCGGGUUCGAGGGGCAGGCUACGCUCGCACUGCAGCAUCUGUGGCGCAUCGGGCGCGCCAAGGGCGUGCGGUGGUGGACGGGCGCGGUGGGGUUCAUCCCCGCGGGCGAGGCUGCCGAGGACAAGGUCAAGAUUGCGCAGGCGGCGUGGCGCGGCAUCCACGCCUGCUCGGAAGAGGAAGCAGACGACGACGACGGCGACGGCGACGGCGACAAUGUAGAUCCCUGGGAUAGGAGGAACACGCACGUCGCCGCGUUCAACGACACGACACACCGCGCGGCGCUCCCGGAUCCGUCGACGCAGCGUCCAGCCAGGCCCGAUGGCUACCCGCCGUGCUUCAUCGCGCAGGUCGACUCGCUCCCGCGCGGGGCGGACGUGGAGUGGAGCGCGACGGGCCUGACGAGCGGGUCGGCGUCGUUCUCGCGCUCGCGGCUCGCGGCGCUGAGCAUGACGCAGGCGGCGGCGUCGGGGCCGCGGUUCUACACGCUCGAGAUCAGGAGCCCAGACGACACGGAUGCGCUGCGACGGCUCGGGCGGGAGAGCGUCCGGGACUGGACGAGCGCGACGCUGUACGCGGGGGGUGGGUUCGCGGCAGACGAGUAUCUCGGGCGGCUCAGCCUCAGGGGCGUGCAGUGGGUGCCUUGCCGGCGGGUGUGGGGCGAGGGCGGGCGCGAGGUGGCGGCGGUGUUGGUGGGGAGGAGCGAC
Molecule: messenger RNA, 2253 nt
Organism: Didymella exigua CBS 183.55
Lineage: Eukaryota; Fungi; Ascomycota; Dothideomycetes; Pleosporales; Didymellaceae
Product: adenine nucleotide alpha hydrolases-like protein
Exons: 1
Biological process (GO): protein histidyl modification to diphthamide
Molecular function (GO): diphthine-ammonia ligase activity
Source: RefSeq, a predicted model, not a curated record